GUGUGUACUUCCGGGUCCUUCGUGCUUGUUAAGUAGAGUUCCCCGCCUUUUGAAAAGGACGCCUUCAUAACAAUACAACUGAGCGCUUGUAGUUUGACAUUAUAAAGCGUUUUUGUCCGAGAAUAUGUCGCUGGACGAUUGGUGGCUGUACUUAGUUUGAAGCCAGCAGUUGACAGUCAUGUUGCUUCCUUCAGACGUCGCCCGUCUAGUUCUGGGCUACCUUCAGGAGGAAGGUCUGUCCGACACAAGCCUGGCGUUUAUCCAGGAGAGCCCCAACCUGCAGGAAUAUGCAGAACAUAGCAUGGGAGAUGGUGCCGUGCCUGCUUGUGUCUUUUCCUUGUUUGGAAAAGGUCUAACAACCAUCUUGAAUGAGUAUAUGGCUGCCAAAACAAAAGAGACUUGCAGUGAAGUACCUGCCGUCAUGACGUCACUGUGGAAAAAGCUGGAUUUCACACUCAAGCAAAUCAAGUCCAUGCAGACUUCUCCAGCUAUAUCAGCAAGUCAGAGGGCCUGUCGUGAGCAGCAGUUCAGGAGAAGGCGGAGCUUAAACACCAAUGAUCCUCCCACAGCACGUUCCCGUGUUGGACUGGCCAACCUGGCGAGACAGCGGGUGUUGAGCAUGACUUCAGGGAGCAGCCUGGUUUGCUCCUCCAUCUCGGAAACAACCUUAAUCAGCAGCCCUGCACUCAGCUCGCAGAAUAUGCCCGGUCAUUCCACCCCUCUGAGCUACUCCGCUCCUCAAAUCCAAGCCACUCCGGGCAGUGCCACGCCUCACCAGUUCCACGAUGGCAGCCGCUCACUCGAUACACAAAGAGAUUUACCAGUCCAGAUAAUAGUUACAGAACCACGACUAAAUCCAGGACCCAUGUCUCCAGGGCGACGGAAAUGGGACACUCCUAGGAAAAGGAGCGGUCCUGCGGGAGGCAGCAAUGCUUCCGCCAGGUCCAGUGCGCCUGUCAGUAGUGUUGCUGCUGAAGCACCACCCGAGGAAGCUGUGGAGGAGAACUUCCCCCAACUGGUGAUACAAAAUGCUCGUGACAAGAUAUUGGGAGACCGAUCGUUACAAGAAAAGCUUGCUGAGAACAUCAAUAAGAUUCUCGCAAAUGAUUCUACGCCCCAAACACCGAAAGCCCCGUCAAGUUCAGUGGAAGACGACCAGUCCAUCGAUGAAAUUCUUGGAUUACAGGGAGAAAUACAUAUGAGUGAUGAUGCAAUCCAUGACAUUUUGGAGCAAACAGAGUCAGAUCCUGCUUUUCAAGCCCUUUUUGACCUCUUCGACUAUAAUAAAAGCAGAGCAGAUGGAGAAGAUGUAGAUAUGAGUAAUGUCACAGAGGACAACAAUACCGCCGGACCACCUCCAUCCACCGUCGGACAACUUCCGAGUAACCCCUGCCCAGGUACCACAGAGCAAGAAAGCUCCUUUUCAACAGCAGCCGCAAUGAAGAACAAAAUUGUGCAGGAACGCAAGACAAGGAAAUCGACAGCUUUCCUGAAGAAGAGCGUGAUGGGCUCCAGCAGCAGGUCCUCACGACUGGACAACAGCUCUGCCCGACUGCUGAUUCCUCAUGAGGAUUACCGUGGUAGCUCCUCUUCUGCCCUGAGUGAAAACACUCAAGAAAAAGCUUCCCUUUUUUCUCUCUCUGUUCCUCUCUCAUCAAUGGAUAUUGCUACCUCGAUGGACACGUCUUUAACAGUUUUAGAGAGUCCAGCAUCUCUGGUUGACCUGACGUCCAUCCCUUCAUCAGUUGCCACUACAGUGGCACCAGUACCUUAUGUGGACAAUCAAAGUAAACAAGCUCCGUCUUCUUCACUGAGUAAUCAGCCUGCCUUUUUGUCCCACUCGAGUGCCGACAUGCCACUCAUGUCAGUUCCAAGCAGCGGUGGCAAUGACCGACCGCCGACUCUCUUUGGAACUCCUCAGUCUUCCAUAGGUGCUAACACCGCUGCAUCAAAUUCUGUACCGGCGUGUUCCCCUCUGUUAUGUGCACGGAGCCCUUCCACCGGUACUCCAGCCACACCCUCCAAGUCAGGAAUAGCAGGUGUUGCUGCAUCCACCUGUGUGAGCAGCAUUGUCAAUACCCCAAGCAAAGUUUCAGACGAUCCCAGUAACAUAGUUUCUUUGAAAAUUAUCAUCAGUGAUAACCCAGAUGAGGAUCCCUCAAGCGAUAACGCUUUGAAUCAAGCCAUUUCCAACAUUCCCACAGAAAAGAUACCCACAAUCUACCUUUCCUCGCCUGCCAAAUCCCCCAGAGAGCCCGGCACACCAAGAGGGACUAAUCCGGACGAAACGGCACUGGCAGUGUGCGGCUUACAAAGCGCCGAAGCUUUAGCCAACUCGCCCUGUAAAAGCGUUCCAUCGAACCAGUUGGCAGCAACUACACAAGCGCAGCAAAGCUACAUUAUUCAACUUCCUGUGGACACGGCCAACCCUGCGCUCCAAGGAGCCACCACGAGCUACUUACUCAUGACGGAACCGCUGCCAGCUCAGACUGGGGCCAGACAGUCGCAAGUACCUGUCGCUGUCACCAACGGACCACUUCUGCCUAAAACCAACCAGUAUAAUGUGACUGCAGCUAACCCAGCACAAGGUUUUGUCACUGGGUCAGCCCUCAUCCUACCAUCUCCUGUUAAGCCCAUGAUGCUCCCUAUGACGGUUAUGGGACAGAAUAGUAUUGGGAAUGUCCACAUGAUGGCCAAUCAGCUUGUUGGAAUUCCAACCUCGGUGCCAAUGCAGCAAAGUCUAAAUGUUGAGCCCAAACCCCCAAGAGUUGCAGUGACAUCUGCUGAUACUACGCACAAUGUGGUGGUGCAGAACCUGCAGAGUGAUACAAGUUCCAGCCAUAAGAGAAUUUUAUGUUUUGAGUCGCCUACAGAAGUUCAACCACCAGGUUCAAAAGCAGGAACCAUGGCUGCACCUUCUUUAACAAACACAUUGACUUCACAAAGCACCACUCAAACUAAAAAAUGCUACUCACGUGUAGCUCCUCGUACAAGGCCAGCUAUUCUGGGGGGCAAUAAACCCAAACGGAAGGUCGAAACCAUCAGGUGUGUUGCGGAUCGCCAAGCUAGUGGCAACUUGGUUGUGCCCAUCGCUCCAAAACAGCAAGAGAACAAUGUCACAAAGAACUCAACCAUCCUCAACCAAGAACCUCAAACUGCGAGUGGAGCUGGACGCUUAGAAGUAGGAUCUAAAUCCAAAGCAUUGGUAGGAAAACCCAGCCUUGAUAAGGAUGGAACCCAAAUGAAGGACUCUGGUGGGUCCAAAUCAUUGUCAUCUGUGUCUGAACCAAAGUCUAUGAGUUGUAAAGAUCCUAAAGAACAUACGGAGAAAAAGAUUCUUCCUCAGGACAAACCAAAUGUGACGGCCAACAAGGAAAACGAAGUGAUUGUUGGCUCCCAAGAUCAGCUUCAUGUGUCAACACCUUCCUCUUCUGAACCAUCAGACUUAUGUCCUCCAGCUGUUACACAAUCCAGGUCUGGCAAAAUUCCCUCAAAGACCAGUUCUUUCGCCAAACAGGCAGCUGAGAUGCUGCAGGACAUUCACAGACCAGCUAAGAAGUCUGGAAUCAGCAGUCCAGACCCCGGCGGUCCCCGGACCCAAGGGACUGGCAAUAACCAGGACGAGUCCGUCAACUGUCCCAGGACUCCUUUGCAACAGAAAAAGGGCAAAGACGCAGAAGGAACGCCGAAGAACCUUCUUCCCCACAACACCCCGGACAUUCCCACAAGCAGCCCGGCCAGCGAGGCUGGCAGUGAAAACAGCAUCAACAUGGCCGCUCACACGCUCAUGAUCCUGUCGCGCUCCGCCAUCUCCAGGACUGGCUCGCCACUCAAGGACAGUUUGCGUCAGAAGGAAGUGGGCGAGAAGUCUCCCUCCAGCUUGAAGAACUCAAAGAAACGCAAGCAGUCCCCUCCAACUGCCAGCCCCCCAGGAAAGAAAGCAGCAAAGCAAUCUCCCGAGAAAAAGACAGAGCGGAAAAGGAAAAAAGUCAUAAAUUGCUUCCCUCAUGACUUGGAUGUGGAAAAGUUCCUUUCUUCACUUCACUACGAUGAAUGAAAGCCAACAAGGAAGAGCUGCCAUACCAUGGUGACCUGCUAGGGUUACUCUCACGGAAUAAAAGGAGCCAUUUGCUGACCCACUACCCAUUGUUCAUUUUCAUACCACCACCUCAAACAUUGUAUACCCAUGGUUGAUUUUCAUACCACCACCUCAAACAUUGCAUACCCAUGGUUCAUUUUCAUACCACCACCUCAAACAUUGUAUACCCAUGGUUGAUUUUCAUACCACCACCUCAAACAUUGUAUUCCCUUGGUUCAUUUUCAUACCACCACCUCAAACAUUGUAUACCCAUGGUUCAUUUUCAUACCACCACCUCAAACAUUGUAUUCCCUUGGUUCAUUUUCUUACCACCUUAGACUUUGCAUACCGGUGAUUAAUUUUCAUACCUUGACCUGAGACCUUGUAUACCCAUGAUUCAUUUUCAUACCACAGCCUUAGACUUUGCACACCCAUAAUCAUUGUUCAUACCAUGACCUCAAACCUUGUAUAUCCAUGAUUCAUUUUCAUACCAUGACCUUGUAUACCCAUGAUUAAUUUUCAUACCCUGACCUUAGAAAUGUGUAUACACAUGAUUCAUGUUCACACCAUGACCUUUUGUCAUACCAUGACCUCAGACCUUGUAUACCCAUGAUUCAUGUUCACACCAUGACCUAUACCUUGUAUACUAAUGAGAUUUGUAUUUGACCAAUUAGUUUGCACUGUGUGGGCGAUUAGAAGUCGCAGCCGUACAGCAAACAAGGCACUUUCUUUGCCCUAUCCUUCUGCUCCAUUCUAUUGUAAUUAAUUGAACAUAAUUAUAAUGAUCAGUGUAUAGUUCUGCUGGAGAGUAUUUAUAGACUUGAAAAGUGCAUAUCAUUCUCAAAGAUGGGUCAGCAAUUAUUUGGUCAAUAUUUGACUCCCAGGUGUUUAAACCAGCUAACUCUGCUGUACAUGUUGGUGUGUUAAGAAUGCAUUCAAUUGUCAUUAAAUUUUGCAUCUGUUUAAAGAA
Molecule: messenger RNA, 5048 nt
Organism: Nerophis ophidion (straightnose pipefish)
Lineage: Eukaryota; Metazoa; Chordata; Actinopteri; Syngnathiformes; Syngnathidae
Gene: npat
Product: nuclear protein, ataxia-telangiectasia locus
Exons: 17
Coding region: 179-4057 (1292 amino acids)
Cellular component (GO): nucleus
Molecular function (GO): transcription coregulator activity; protein binding
Source: RefSeq, a predicted model, not a curated record